Corythoichthys intestinalis (scribbled pipefish) is the source of this 2339-nucleotide messenger RNA. RefSeq names its product RNA 2',3'-cyclic phosphate and 5'-OH ligase (gene rtcb). The transcript has 12 exons. Bases 678 to 2285 code for a protein of 535 amino acids. Lineage: Eukaryota; Metazoa; Chordata; Actinopteri; Syngnathiformes; Syngnathidae. Gene Ontology annotation, molecular function: RNA ligase (ATP) activity. The record is from RefSeq and is a predicted model, not a curated record. Gene Ontology annotation, cellular component: nucleus; tRNA-splicing ligase complex. Gene Ontology annotation, biological process: tRNA splicing, via endonucleolytic cleavage and ligation.
GACGAAGCCAUCGUUUCCGCUUUUGCUGAGUCAUUCAUGAGCAUCGCGACAUUCAAAAGGGCAGACCAAAAAAACAGCAUUGACGAGUAAUCUCACUGUUGGUACGCAACAGUCACGACGUCAAAUGUCAAAAGUAGAGAAAAUGAAGUGUCACCGGGCGCAGCGAAAACUCAACAUACUUAGCGCGGCGAAGCUAAAUGACGGUAAGCUAGUAGUGAGGACGAGUUUGAGUGCGCGCUCAAACGGAGGCUGGAAAAGAAGAAAAAGGAACCUUAUUGACGACGCUUUGCCAAACGUUACGUUUGCCUGCCUGCCGCCGGCUGCCGAAUACUCUUCCUCCAUCGAGCGGCGCCGUAUCGGAACAAAAACAUCCGCUUUUCAAAAUAAAGCGUGGAAGCGAGGAGGUAUUCCUUUCUUUGGAGCCGCUCCGUCUUUUUGUUUUGAAACUCAGCCGCCGAACACGUCAAGCCGACUACCGACUCAUUUAUUUGGACGUCAGCAAACUAAAAACCACACACCAUUUACAAAAAAACGCGAUAGACGACGACCGAAUUCUGCAGAUGUAUCUUUAAAUUAAAAAAAAAAAAAUUUUUUUUUUUUAAAUAUAAAAAAAUCCCUGAACUACUUUGCCGUGUUGUCAAGUAUAUAAACGCUUCCGGCCGGCGGGCCGACGUCCCAUGCGGAGAAGCGCACCGGGCACUGAAUGCACCCGGUGUUCGGCAGAGCUUUCGAGUGAUCCGUUUUACUGGAAUCGGCACCAAACUACAAUCAUGAGUAGGAAUUACAACGACGAGUUGCAGUAUCUGGACAAGAUCGACACAAACUGCUGGAGAAUUAAAAAGGGUUUUGUUCCCAACAUGAAGGUGGAAGGAAUCUUCUACGUCAACGACCCUCUGGAGAAGCUGAUGUUUGAGGAACUGCGGAACGCAUGUCGAGGAGGUGUGGGCGGCUUCCUUCCGGCCAUGAAACAGAUCGGGAACGUGGCGGCGCUGCCCGGUAUCGUUCACAGAUCCAUCGGCCUCCCGGACGUCCACUCGGGUUACGGAUUCGCCAUCGGGAACAUGGCGGCCUUCGACAUCGACGACCCGGAGGCGGUGGUCUCGCCAGGCGGCGUGGGCUUCGACAUCAACUGCGGCGUCCGCCUGCUGAGGACCAACCUGGACGAGCGGGACGUGGAGCCCGUCAAGGAGCAGCUGGCGCAGGCGCUCUUUGACCACAUCCCCGUGGGCGUGGGCUCCAAGGGCGUCAUCCCCAUGGGGGCCAAGGACCUCGAGGAGGCUCUGGAGAUGGGCGUGGACUGGUCGCUGCGGGAGGGCUACGCCUGGGCCGAGGACAAGGAGCACUGCGAGGAGUACGGACGCAUGCUGCAGGCCGACCCCGACAAAGUCUCGUCCAAGGCCAAGAAGAGGGGCCUGCCGCAGCUGGGCACGCUGGGGGCGGGAAACCACUACGCCGAGAUCCAAGUGGUGGACGAGAUCUACGACGAUUACGCCGCCAAGAAAAUGGGCGUGGACCACAAGGGCCAAGUCUGCGUCAUGAUCCACAGCGGCAGCCGAGGCCUCGGACACCAGGUGGCCACAGAUGCGCUGGUGGCCAUGGAGAAGGCCAUGAAGCGAGAUAAGAUCGUGGUCAACGACCGACAGCUGGCGUGCGCUCGCAUCACGUCGCAAGAGGGACAGGACUACCUGAAGGGAAUGGCCGCCGCCGGCAAUUACGCCUGGGUCAACCGAUCGUCCAUGACCUUCCUCAGCAGACAGGCUUUUUCCAAGGUGUUUGCCAGCACGCCGGACGACCUGGACAUGCACGUUAUCUACGAUGUGUCGCACAACAUCGCCAAAGUGGAGGAGCACAUGGUGGACGGGCGCCAGCGCACUCUGCUGGUGCACCGUAAAGGCUCCACCAGGGCCUUCCCUCCCCACCAUCCGCUCAUCCCCGUCGACUAUCAGCUGACUGGGCAGCCGGUUCUGAUCGGCGGCACCAUGGGGACGUGCAGCUACGUCCUGACAGGCACCGAGAGAGGCAUGACGCGCACCUUCGGAACCACCUGCCACGGAGCGGGUCGCGCGCUUUCCCGGGCCAAGUCGCGCCGCAAUCUGGACUUCAGAGACGUCCUGGACCAGCUGGCUGACAAAGGCAUCGCCAUCCGGGUGGCGUCCCCCAAACUGGUCAUGGAGGAGGCUCCCGAAUCUUACAAGAACGUGACGGACGUGGUGGACACCUGUCACGACGCCGGCAUCAGCAGCAAGGCCAUCAAGCUGCGACCCAUCGCCGUCAUCAAAGGCUAGCGGCGGCCGCAAAAAUAAAGCGCUUUGUCAAACCGCUGUCCUCUGUGGUCAUUU